GUGCUAUGUAGCUCGGAGUCGGCAGUGGUCUCCUGGCAAAUCGUAACUCCUUUUCUUUUUUUCCUUUUCUUUUCUUUUACCCUUUGUAGAGGUCAAGCCAAGGUUGCUCAAGUUCGGUUCCCGCAGCGGGAGCGUACUGGUGGCACGAACAGCUGUGCCGCACUGUGAUUCUGGACGGAAAAGUAGAUCAGUCGGAACUCAAAACCUGAGGUAGUAAAGCCCGGUCAGCUCAGCUCAGCGUAGCUGUAUCGCGCGGUAGAGAACGCUUGUCAGCGUACGCAAUGGGCCGGAAGCCAACGUUAUGCCAGUCAGGUAAGAAUUGGAGGGAUUAUCGCUGGGGUUGGGCUCCGAAAUACACUAGUUGCCAAGGGGAGGACCGAAAUCACCGUCGGGAAGAUCCCAAAGACGGCCUCAGAGAAGUAGGACGAUCGUGGGGUCGGAAAGACACUCCCCAAACUCAAAGCGCCCAUGAACGUGGACGACGGGUCGACGGCUCUAAUAGAAACCACCCCUG
Molecule: messenger RNA, 514 nt
Organism: Canariomyces notabilis
Lineage: Eukaryota; Fungi; Ascomycota; Sordariomycetes; Sordariales; Chaetomiaceae
Exons: 1
Source: RefSeq, a predicted model, not a curated record